GAUUUUUCGAAGCGGGAAAGAACAUAGAACAUCUAUGGCACAACGAAAUAUUAUGGCAACAAAGUCAUCUUAGCGGAACCAAAACAAUUUAAAGAUACUAUUGAACUUUCGUGAAAAUCGGUUGUAACAAAUGUCAAUUUACGGAAAUAUAUUGUUUUACAAGACCACAGGCUCUCACGAGGAGAAUACAAUGAUAUUCUAUUCUCCUCUUAAAUUAUGAAAUCUAGACGCACCCAAAAGUCUACAAAACCCCGUUUACAAGACCCCAAACUCGCUGAUAAGGGGCACAAGUCAGCCUCGAAAAGCCAUGCCAAACCACCAUGUGAAUCGUAUCCUGCCCAAAAAAAGCCUUUCACUGGGAAACUAUUCUACUUAGAUUUGCCAUCAAACAGAAGAGCAGAGACGUUAGAGAAUGAUAUCAAAAGGUUUGGAGGGAUGGUAGAGAAGUUCUUCAGCAAGGAGAUCAAGUACCUGGUGUCUAAUAAGAGAGAGGCCAGGUAUGUGCAGUGUCAUGGCCGCAACCCUCUUGUCCCAAGCCCUGACUCUGGGCACGGCUCCCCCCACCCUCGCCCCCAUCCCGGCAGCCACAGAGACAGCCUCAAAGGAAGCUCCCAGGGCCAGGCAGACAUGGUGGUCAUAAGCAGGGGCAAGUCUUUUGUGAAGAGAGUUGUAAAAGAGCAGGUGAGAAUACAUGUCAACGAGAUCCUGUCCAAUGCUCUGGAGUGGGGAGUGAAAAUCCUGUACAUUGAUGAUGUAAUAGCUUAUAUGGAAAAGAAGAAAAGGAAUGUUAAGUAUACUUCUGAAAAGCCAACCGCAACCACAGCUGCUGUCAAGAAAAGUGCCAAAGGAGAACCUAUAGGAAAACCAGCCUUCCAGAAGUAUAAGGGUGGAAGGAUCCGUAAACCCUUUGUAAAGGUAGUGGACUCCAGCAGACAUUACCGUCCAAUUUAUCUGGCCAUGCCGAAUAUGCCAGAGUUUAACCUAACGUCAGCUCCCCCCUGCAGUCCAUUCUAUGUAGAGGACCAGGAACACUCUGGGAAGAGACCUAAAGUGCACGGGAACCGAGGGGCGAGAGUGUCAGCCAGUGAGGAGAGGGGGCAGGACCGGGCCAGGAGGAACAGGGAGAAGAAACGUGGAGGCUACUGCGAGUGCUGCACGCUCAAAUACAACAACAUCAAUGCUCACCUGCAGAGUGAGCAGCACAAGGCCUUCUCCAGAAGUGAUGAGUACCUGGUGGUGGACAGGCUCAUCACCACACUGCCCUUCAACUUCAGUCACGUCAAAACAACACAAACUCCAACCACAAGGUCAAAGUACAGCAUAACCUCCCUGUUGUGUGUUCCUGGACCCAGCAUACAGAUGGAGGGAGGUGUGGAAACCAAAGAGCUGAAGGGGGGAUUAAUGUCCCUCUGGUCUACUACAGUGGAGCCCCCUCUCUCCCAGAGUGUGGAAAACCCCUUGGAACAGCCUCGGAAGCGCAGCCGAGGAGCCCCUGUUCCCCACAGCACCAGCGAGGGGGAGAAGAGGUGCUCUUACGUCCCAGACAGACCCCAGCCCAAGCACAGAUCCCUGUCCUGCAAACAACGCUGCCGACAGGGAUACCCGUGCAAGCACCCCCAGAGGGCUGGGCUGAGUCAGACACCUGUGUCUAAUGCAGAAAUAGACCCUUCUACCCUUGACUCUGUCGCUAACCCCAGACUUUCCCAUCAGGGCCAGAGAACUCACACAGACAAAGAUGGCCGCUCUUCAUUUAGUCACACAGAGGAUUUACAAUGUGGCGAUCCAGCUGGACGUGUGAAGGUCCCUUCCAGUCAGCACGAGGUGGCAGGGCCUUCAGAACACCACAAGCUCAGAGCUUUAGAGGAGAGGGAACUGAGUCAUGAUACGUUGGCUGGGGAUACUCUUCCCGGGAAUACUGGGGGUGUUCCGGAGCUCGAGGCAGGUGACACGGAGACACACACCCCUCCUGCCAGGACGUUACAGAGGAGGGUCAGGGAUUACAGACGGAAGAGAAGGAAAGUUGAGAAGCAGCGGACUGCUCAGGAGCAGGAAAAACCAAGCAAUGUUCCCAGCAGCUCUCUGCUGAACCUCUGGCAGCUGUUCCACUCCAGUGAGGACAUGGAGUGUGAGUUCAGAGGCUUUCCCAGCUGUUCCACUCCAGUGAGGACAUGGAGUGUGAGUUCAGAGGCUUUCCCAGCUGUUCCACUCCAGUGAGGACAUGGAGUGUGAGUUCAGAGGCUUUCCCAACUGUUCCACUCCAGUGAGGACAUGUAGUGUGAGUUCAGAGGCUUUCCCAACUGUUCCACUCCAGUGAGGACAUGGAGUGUGAGUUCAGAGGCUUUCCCAGCUGUUCCACUCCAGUGAGGACAUGGAGUGUGAGUUCAGAGGCUUUCCCAGCUGUUCCACUCCAGUGAGGACAUGGAGUGUGAGUUCAGAGGCUUUCCCAACUGUUCCACUCCAGUGAGGACAUGGGGUGUGAGUUCAGAGGCUUUCCCAACUGUUCCACUCCAGUGAGGACAUGGAGUGUGAGUUCAGAGGCUUUCCCAACUGUUCCACUCCAGUGAGGACAUGGAGUGUGAGUUCAGAGGCUUUCCCAGCUGUUCCACUCCAGUGAGGACAUGGAGUGUGAGUUCAGAGGCUUUCCCAGCUGUUCCACUCCAGUGAGGACAUGGAGUGUGAGUUCAGAGGCUUUCCCAACUGUUCCACUCCAGUGAGGACAUGGAGUGUGAGUUCAGAGGCUUUCCCAACUGUUCCACUCCAGUGAGGACAUGGAGUGUGAGUUCAGAGGCUUUCCCAGCUGUUCCACUCCAGUGAGGACAUGGAGUGUGAGUUCAGAGGCUUUCCCAGCUGUUCCACUCCAGUGAGGACAUGGAGUGUGAGUUCAGAGGCUUUCCCAACUGUUCCACUCCAGUGAGGACAUGGAGUGUGAGUUCAGAGGCUUUCCCAGCUGUUCCACUCCAGUGAGGACAUGGAGUGUGAGUUCAGAGGCUUUCCCAACUGUUCCACUCCAGUGAGGACAUGGGGUGUGAGUUCAGAGGCUUUCCCAACUGUUCCACUCCAGUGAGGACAUGGAGUGUGAGUUCAGAGGCUUUCCCAACUGUUCCACUCCAGUGAGGACAUGGAGUGUGAGUUCAGAGGCUUUCCCAGCUGUUCCACUCCAGUGAGGACAUAGACUGGGAGUUCCAGGCCUUCCCCAGCUAGAGGGGGGGUUAGGGUGACCCAGAAUCUUCCCAAUAUGAGCGCUAACCUGUUACGGACUCACUGUAUGAACUUAUUGUAUGACAGUUUCAUUGAGUGACAUAGCAGAUCUAUAUGCGAACCCAUUGACUGUGGCUCUUUAAACCUAUGACUUCUAUAAGGGGAAUAGUUCCCUUCAGGUUGGGAGGGUAGUGGCGCAACACUGUUGUGUUGAUUUAACCAUGGCAGCUUCUAGUCUACCUGGCUUUUUUACCAUGACUGGUUUUAUCUGGAGAACAGGCUGAAGCACUAUCCCCAGUUCUGUACAACGCCUGCAUGUGUUCUGGUGUCCAGAGGAACUGCAUGGUUGUGUUUUUGGUAUGUGGUAUUGUACUUUUUUUUUUAAUAAAAAGGGAUACAACCGAA
Oncorhynchus nerka (sockeye salmon) is the source of this 3603-nucleotide messenger RNA. RefSeq names its product DBF4-CDC7 kinase regulatory subunit. Gene Ontology annotation, biological process: positive regulation of nuclear cell cycle DNA replication; regulation of cell cycle phase transition. Gene Ontology annotation, cellular component: Dbf4-dependent protein kinase complex. The record is from RefSeq and is a predicted model, not a curated record. The coding region runs from base 217 to 2214 and encodes 665 amino acids. The transcript is spliced from 13 exons. Gene Ontology annotation, molecular function: protein serine/threonine kinase activator activity; nucleic acid binding; zinc ion binding. NCBI's taxonomy places the organism in Eukaryota, Metazoa, Chordata, Actinopteri, Salmoniformes, Salmonidae.